UCCCUGACACCCUCACCUACAAGAUGUGCACCCAGCUGCACUUUGAGGAGUUGGAGCUGAAAAUGGAUGAAUUGUGGAUCAUCCAGCAGUUGGAGGUGGUGAUAGAUAUGACAUGAAGAGAGGUUAAAAAUGACAAGGAAUUUGCCUACGGGAACCUCGAACACAACACGCUAGUUUUGCUGUCUCUGUCCAGAUAUUUAAGAACAGGAGCAAGGGAUUCAGCCGAUCAUCCUUCCUGCUCAGACUGUGGGGAGGGAUUCACUUGAUCAUCUGACCAAUUGGCACGCCCAUUAGUUUACAUGGGGGGAGCCCAUUCAUCUGCUCAGACGGUGGGAAUGGAUUCACUCAGUCAUCUCAACUGAAGGUACAUCAGCAAGUUCACACUGGGACAAGGCCAUUCACCUGUUUGUUCUGUGUGUGAGCAGGGAUUCAGUGGGUCUUCCCACCUGUGGACACACCAGUCAGUUCACAUUGGGCAAAGACUGGUCAUCUGAAGAAUUUGUGGGGAAGCAUUCACUCUGUCAUCUGACCUAAUGGCUCACCAGCGAGUUCACACUCGGGAGCGGCCGUUCACCUGCUCAGACUGUGGGAAAGGAUUCACUCAGUCAUCUCAGUUACUGAGACACCAGUCAGUUCACACUGGGGACAGGCCAUUCAACUGCUCACUCUGCGGGAAGGGAUUCACUUCUGCAUAUAAGCUACUGAGACACCAGUCAGUUCACACUGGGGAGAGGCCAUUCACCUGCUCAGACUGUGGGAAGGGAUUCACUUCAUCAUAUCAGCUACUGAGACACCAGUCAGUUCACACCGGAGAGUGGCCGUUCACCUGCUCAGACUGUGGGAAGCGAUUCACUGAAUUAUCUCGACUGAAGAUACAUCAGCGAGUUCACACUGGAGAAAGGCCGUUCACCUGCUCAGAUUGUGGGAAGGGAUUCGCUCAGUCAUCUCAACUGAAGGUACAUCAGCGAGUUCACACUGGGGAAAGGCCGUUCACCUGCUCGGACUGUGGGAAGGGAUUCACUUCAUCAUCUCUACUGAAGGUACAUCAGCGAGUUCACACUGGGGAGAAGCCAUUCACCUGCUUGGACUGUGGCAAGGCAUUCACUUCAUCAGCUCACUUACUGAGACACCAGCAGCGAGUUCACACUGGGGAGAAGCCAUUCACCUGCUCAAUCUGUGGGAAAGGAUUCACUUCGUCAUAUAAGUUACUGAAACACCGGUCAGUUCACACCAGAGAGUGGCCGUUCACCUGCUCAGACUGCGGGAAGGGAUUCACCGAAUUACCUCAACUUAAGGUACAUCAGCGAGUUCACACCAGAGAGGCACGCAGACGCUCAAAGGCUAGUGAUGAAAGUUUCUGCUAG
Hypanus sabinus (Atlantic stingray) is the source of this 1364-nucleotide messenger RNA. Its product is annotated as zinc finger protein 239-like. Lineage: Eukaryota; Metazoa; Chordata; Chondrichthyes; Myliobatiformes; Dasyatidae. Gene Ontology annotation, biological process: regulation of transcription by RNA polymerase II. The transcript has 3 exons. The coding region runs from base 534 to 1364 and encodes 276 amino acids. Gene Ontology annotation, cellular component: transcription regulator complex; PcG protein complex. Gene Ontology annotation, molecular function: DNA-binding transcription factor activity, RNA polymerase II-specific; RNA polymerase II cis-regulatory region sequence-specific DNA binding. The record is from RefSeq and is a predicted model, not a curated record.